AUUUGGUUACUUUGGCAACUGUGCCACCCUGUGCAAAAUCCAAACAAACGGUUAUUUUCUGUUGUCAAAACUUAUUUGAGUCAAACCAAAAAUCAAAAUGGAACCCGAAACACAUUCCAUCAAAAUCAAACGCAGCAAGAAAAAACAUAAAACACAAACAACGCGCGCAUAUCGUAAGUCCGAAAGGGAAGUCCAGCAAUUGCUGUCCCAAAGCGAAAAAGUCGCUGCACCUCAAACAGCUUCUGAGGAUUUUGAAACGCGCAGCUUAAAGUUUUUCCACUAUGCCGAACUGGCAGAAUCUGCUGACACCACAACUUGUGAGAAGGAAAGCCCAAAUAGAGGAACAUCUCCGCGUUAUUUAGCAGCUAGCUUCUUACAAAUCGAACUGUCCGAGCCGCCAGUUGUGUCCGCCCAGCUUCACAGACAACGGCAUCAUUAUGACGACACUUUGUUGUAUGAGCCCAGCAGUCGGCUGCAUCUGCCACUGCAGUUCAUUGAAUGCGAGCCGCAGCUGAAGCCCUGUCAGAUACGUAUGCUGAAUCGCUAUCAGGAGGAGGCCAGAGGCACUCAAAAAUCCGGCAAACUAAAUGCCGGGCUCCUCACACAACUCACAGACUGUGAAUCGGGCCGUUUUAUCAUCGAUGCCACACUUUAUCGCAGCAAUUGUCCGAAGAUGUUUAAAAGCGUUUUUCUGGCACCUGUGCCGUUGGCUCAGUUCCAGGGACUGCCCAUGAGCCGCUGCCUGAAAUUGUGCCUCAAACAGCUGCGCUUCAGCGAACACCCGCAGCUGCUCGAAGAGCAUCGGCUAGCGCAACAACUGGAAGAUCUCUACGAUCUAUACAUGUAUAAUGUAAAGAAUCACAUUUGUAGUAAGCUGCGGGAAGAGUUGCAAAUAGCUCGCAAUGUGGCUGCCCGAUUGAUCGAUGCCAGCAAACAACAGCAGCAGCAGCAGCAGCAGCCGUCGCAGCUGGCGAUGCACGUGCAACGCCAGUUGCAUUUGACGCAGCAGCUGCGAAGGCGCUACUAUGCCGAGUCCACGGCACAGCGUGUGCUGCUGCAGCGUCUGCUCGCACAGUGGGCCAAAUUGAAGGAGUUGCGUAAACGGCAGCAGUUUCGCUGCACGCGCUUCAAGCUGAGCCUGCGCCUGGUGCCGCCAAUUGACUUGGACGCCUCCUGCUCGCUCUGGAAGCAACGUUUCGAGGCGGAUCUGGCUGAGGUGUAUCGCGAGCACCUGGAGCUGUACUAUCAGCGGCGUCGCAUUUGGCACAGCAGCGAACAGUCCUCAGUGGCGCACACGAAACCGCCGCGCAAGCCGCAGUUCACGGAGAUCAUGGAGUCUCUUAAGUUGGAGUAUGAGCGUGCCUUUCAGGAUCCAGAGGAGCCGGAAGUGUUUGUGCAGCGUCUGUCCGCGGACGAGUCGGCGCCUGAUGCCAACAGCUCACAGCACAAGGCGGCGGCGGCGACGGCAGCUAGCAAUCAGCUGAACCUGGAUCGCAGCUACUACUUAAAGAUCUACUUGGACAGUCAGUUUGUGGCACAGUCGCGCACCUAUCGCCUGGAGCCGGAUCUGCAUGUGGACGUGAAUGAGACUAUUGGCGUGCUGCUGAAUCGCACCAAUCCGGAGCAGCUAAACAUUUGGCUGUAUGAGAAAUCGGUGGUCACGUCGCAUAGCCGCCGAUUGGCGCUGAUAAACGCUCCGCUGCAGGCGACGCAAAGGGGCAAGUCGGAGCAGAAAUUGGGCUUCGAGGUGAUGUCAUCGGCGACAGCAUUGCGCCCCAAGCUAGCUGGCGAUCUCUACAUGCACAUUGAUUACUAUUGUCCUGAUGGCGGCAGCAGCAAUGAACUGGACGAGGUGCAGCUGUUGCCGCAGGCGCUGCGACAAACGUUGCUAGUCGCUGCUGGCAGACGCGGCAAUGCCAGGCGUGCUGCCAAGUGGGCAGCUGGCAGCUCCACGCCGCUAAUCUUCGCGGAUCGUCAAAUGCUGUUGUGCAGCAUUGAGGAGCUCCUGCAGAAUCGCCGCUUUCAGCUGCUCUACUCGCGCCACCAGCAGCGCAAUUUUCAUACCAAACAGCUGAGCUUUGUGCCCGCUUUGGAGCACGAAAUUGUCGAACUGGAGGAGCAUGGGCCCAAUGAAAAUGUUGGCCAACUGCUAGAUCCGGGCACUGUGUGGGAUCCGAUCGAUCUGCACAAGCAUCGCGGACGCAAGUAUUUGCAAUUGCUAUACGAAACCAUAAUUAGUCAGUGCGCCCAACGGGCCAAGCUGCUGCAAACCCCAUUGCCGCUGCUCCAGCUAUUGGGCGAUGGCAGCCCAGAGCACGCCACAAGCUGGUCAACACUUUGGCGUGCGCUUUGCUCCAUUUUUGUUGGCCAACCGGCCAGUCCAAGUCGUGAGCCCGCGUGGCAGCCACAGCCGACAUGCGGCGCGGAUCUGGUGCAACAGUUUAACGUCUCAUUGCAUGUGGUGCGUGCAACGGGUGUUCCAGUGCGCAGUCGCCACAUUCUCAACGUCGAGCAGCACGGACGACGCCGCAGCAGCGCCGGCACCGGCAAUGAUCUUAGCGCCAGCCUGUUCGUUACGCAAACGCUGAUGUACUCCAAUGUGCGUCCUUUUAUAACGCUGAGCUAUGGCCAGCGACUGUGUCGCAGUCGUACGGCAGAAGGUUCGAAUCCCACGUGGAAUGAGCAUCUGCAGCUGCAGCUCACGGGCCAACUGAGCGAACUGCGUGACGAUCUAAAGAUAAGCCUGUUCGACGAACUGAUCGAGCAGCAGUACACGGAUGAGGCGUCCGAUCUCUACCAGCGCGUGCAGUGCAAUUGGCUGGGCGAAUAUCGUGUGCCCAUCAGCAGUCUCUUGACCAGUCGCAAGUUCGAGGGCUGCAUUGAGCUGUGCAUGCCCAAGGUGCUGGUCGGCUACAAGCGACCGCUGAUCGACUCCGUGACCAAUAUAUCGGUCGAGCAAUAUCCGGAGUUCAAGGAGAGCGUGCAUCUCUGGUUCUAUCUGAGCGUUGAGCCCGGCAAUCAGGUGACGCCCCUUCAAAUUGGCGGCCUGGCAUGCGCCGAGCUGCCGGAGCUGCAGCAAUUUCUGCGCGAGCGACGCCUGGAGGUGCAGCAGCUACUGCCGCAGCCGCAGCGUUAUGUGGAGCCAUUGGUUUGCACGUCGCAUGGCAAACGCGUAAGCCUGACGCGUCUGCUGGAGCCAGUGCCGCUGCCCAGUGAGACGCAGCUGGAGCGCAUCUGUCGUUUUGUCUCCUUGCUGUGCCCGGUGCGCAGCACGCUGGACGCUUGCCAGAACUUUCAGGGCGUUUGGCUAGACAAUCAAACGGUCCUGGAUAGCACCUGGUGCUCUGUCAAGGAUCUGGGCGUGCUGUUGUGCAACUAUAUGCUGUCCUUGGGCCUCGAGUGCUGGCUGCUGCUGGGACUGGCCUGCCCCUAUGGAGAGUGCACCUUUGUCACCUACCGACAUCCGGACAGCGGCGAGCUGUUGCUUGUGGCGCCCACCACUGGCAAACGCUACCAGCCACAGGAUAUCUUCUGCCCGCUAACGCGCGUGUAUUCACUGGUGUCGGCACAAAACAUCUAUAUCAAUAUACAAGCGGAAGAGCGCGUGAGCAUGACCAAUUUUAAUGUGCAGAACAGCGAUUGCUGGUUGCCGGUGUUCAACAAGCGCCAGGAGGCGCCACAGUGCGGCAUCCAAAAGCUCGACUAUGUGUACAAGCGCAGCUACGAGCUGAGUCAGCUGCAGAAGCACAUCGAGCGCAAGAUCAUGAAGAAGAUAAGCGCCUGGCGCGCCACACGCAAAACGUUUUGGAAUCGUGCCUUUCAGCCGCGCCUGCUGAGAAUCUUAGCUGAAAUGGAGAAUCUGAGCACAUUCACCAGCAAUCGCUACGAUGAGCCUGCCUUCAGUGAGGAGCUGGAGCGCGAAUACCCCAACUUUAGGCUUUAUGGCUUCACCAUAAACUUUGCCUACACCAACCUGUCGGCGAUAUCGGAGCGCAUUCGCACUAGCUGCAUACACUAUAACAACAACGCAGCUGUCGAGUUCUGUGUGGCGGUGCAUAUCAACGCGUAUGCGAACGAUGUGCUAUCCGUAUGGGUGUUCCUGCUGUCAAUAGUGCCACUGGUCGCCUGAUUGAUUGGCUAU
This is a messenger RNA of Drosophila hydei, 4141 nucleotides long. RefSeq names its product coiled-coil and C2 domain-containing protein 2A (gene Cc2d2a). Bases 98 to 4129 code for a protein of 1343 amino acids. The record is from RefSeq and is a predicted model, not a curated record. Gene Ontology annotation, cellular component: ciliary transition zone. NCBI's taxonomy places the organism in Eukaryota, Metazoa, Arthropoda, Insecta, Diptera, Drosophilidae. The transcript is spliced from 7 exons. Gene Ontology annotation, biological process: protein localization to ciliary transition zone; non-motile cilium assembly.